AUGACAAGGCUCCGCGGGGCUUCCCUCGAUUCCCCAGACAUUGCGCGGUCCACUGCUGAGCGACCUCAGUAUUACCGUUCCAAAGUUCCACCAAAUGCACCAGAAUCAAUCGUUGAGAACACCGUUGAAGUUACCGAUCCAUCAAGAGUACUUCCAUGGUAUCGAGAUGAGCGUAGGCGACGAUAUAACACGUUAGUUAGAAGGUCAGUCGUCGCGCCUAAACGGACCGUUGAUACCACUAGUGAACGGGAUAAAACUAAUCUGCUUCAUGGAUGUGACGAUCCUGGAUGUCGUACCCCAACCUGCGCCAGUCGUCGUCGGACAACCAGUGAUGGCCCCUAUCGCCGAUACACGGAACUAAGCGCGCGAACGUUGGCCUGCUACCUCGCUAGCCUGGAUGAUGCCGAAAGUGGCUUAUGCUGCAAUAACCCAAGACUACCAUCUGAGUUAACAGUCUAUGAUUACCACCGGAUUUCCCUUCAAAGAUCCCGCGCCUUUCAAGCCCAGGCAGCUGCUGCCAACGCCACCGAGGAGCAAAGUGGCUCCAUUCGUACCGAUUAUAACCGUAACGGCGGAAAUGCUUUCAAGAACAGAAUGGAGAUCUCCCAGGCAGAUGCCUCGGGGUUUGCGAGUAAUGCUGCAGGGCCAGAAAUUUCUCAGAAUAUCACUUACCCAAGUGCCUACUAUCUCCAUGAUUUUGACUGCGCGGCUGAACAGCCGUUAAAAGACCCCAAAUCUUUUACGCAAAACCUUUUCGAUACUAUUUCAUUACGCAUGGUUGAAUGGCUUCCACUACGUCGAACCACGGAAACCUUCCCAUCGAAAGCGAGGCAGUCUUUAUCACACCCGAAUCCCGAUCUCAUACCUUCGAAUACAGAAAAAGAACAACGGCAACAAGGCAAUGAAACGAGGAAUCCAAAACCAGUACGACGAACGCCCACAUCGCAUCCACAGAAUCCGCAACCUCGUACCCCAUCGUCACGGAAUUCCGGACCCCAGCCUACGGCAGUCGAAGUCAAAUUUCAAAACCAGCAUGUCAAGCGACUCUCGAUCACAGAAGUAGAUCAUUGGCGACAAUCCUCACGCUCCGCUAUCGAAGAAGCAAGGUCAUCUGAAUACAAACCCCAAAAAUUCGCCAUGAACACACAUCUCCCCACUAGCGAAUUUACCCCUUUGCCGUCUCCUCCGGCCUUGAAACACCGGCCACAAAAGCAUCGUGGACGAAUUGGGGAAGUGGAAAACACAAGUCUACCAGAGCGGUCCAAAAAUCAACGGCGCGUCUCCUGGGAUAGUGGAAAAUUUUUGAAUCAGAAUCUCGUUGAGGAUAGUCUCGUGAAUCCUCGCGUCCCGCUCCCGAAGUCCAACGUUGACAUCGACUCUCCAAGUAAUCGCAAAGCAAAACAUGAACUCCGUCGUCAGUCGCCUGACCCUCCAUUUCUAGCUCAGACAGUGACACAUUUGAAUCCUCACAUCAUUGAUGGUCUGAGACAGAUUAUGAUUGAAUCACAGGAAGAUUCAGAAAUCUGGAAAGAAGAGCUUGAUCGCAUACAGUCAAUGGGUGGUUUCGAUAAUCCUGAAUGGAGAUUUGCCACUCCUCGCCAGUGCCAGGUAUUUCCAUUUAUUGCGCAAAGCGUGUUUUUCGUUUUCAGCAGCUCCAGACAUAUCUUACGCUCUUUUGGGACGGAUGAAACGGGAUUGAACACCUCCAAGCAAUCCACGAUAAUAAGUUGUCUUGAUGUCCCAAAUCUUCUGGGCUCCCUCCAGCUCCUCCAUACGAUUUGCCCAUGGGAUAUUGUGUUGCACAGCGUGUGGAGCGCUUUGGAUAAGCUUUUCUUACCACCAGCAGAUUUUACUUCCUCUGCUCGACAUUCGCGCCGUUCGUCGCGUAGCUCUAUAAUGACUGGCCCGACAGCCGCCCCUCCUGUGGUACGAAGAAUGUCCGAGGCAUUCAAUGAUGAGCAUUUGUCAGACGCAGACGCAGCCUACAUCGCUACUGUCGCUCUAUUUACUUUGGUCAGCUCAGUCCCAGCUCUUGAUGUCCGAACCUGGCAUAAUUUACUUCGAAUGCGUGCCGCUGGCGGUGUUGCAUCAUCUGCCGACCUGCAAAAACUGUCGCCUGAGCAGGCCCAGCAGGCUGUGGAGAUGACUGAUCGGCUUGACCAUGAAUUGGCUCUUCGUCUAGUCAACCGCCUCGUUCGCGCUCUUACUGCCCGGCUUGCAUAUCAUGAAAUCUUGAAGGCUCGCCAAGGUUAUGGUCUUGAUCUCCCAAAACAACGACGGGUCAGCGUCUUGGACCGCAUCAUGGACCAUCUUAGUGAACAUCAUAACCUUGAGUCUUCUGGAGCUGAAGGCAAAUCUAGCCAAACCCCUGGCCCUGCUCCCCUGAUUGUCGAGUGGCUUCGAACUCUUCUCUUGCGGGAGUGGGAUGGCAACCCUGAAAUGGCCCGCAGCAGUGCUGCCGGCGGUGCCAUACAGAUAAUGGCCCUGAUGUACAAAGAACGAAAUCGGCUUGGCUUGCUUCCAGAGAUUUUCCAAACACCAAUUCUUGCAGAGCGACUGGACCCUCUGGACAUGCCCGUCGCAUGGGCGGGCAACUUGUCAAACAAUCGCACAAUGCAUCUCUUAUCAUACCCCUUUUUAUUCCCACCUUCAUUCCUUGUCAUAUAUUUCCGAGCCUUGAACUAUUCUGCAAUGGCUAAGUACUUCGAGGCAGCAAUGACGACAACGAGACAUGUCACUCAGACUGCCUUCGGCAGCAUUUCCGUCAGAGACGAUACUGCAUUGCUUGAGCGCUUAAAGGUUUCUAUGUCAACCUACCUUGUUCUUGUCGUCCGCAGAGACAGAACCCUGACAGAUGCCAUGGAUCAGCUGUGGCGGCGAGAAAAGCGAGAACUUAUGCGGCCACUCAAGGUCCAGAUGGGCAUGGAUGAGGGAGAGGAAGGGUUAGAUCACGGAGGCGUCCAGCAGGAAUUCUUUCGUGUUAUCAUGAGAGAAGCACUCGAUCCGUCUCACGGAAUGUUCACCAUGGAUACCCGUCAUCGCAUCUCCUGGUUUUACCCCUGCUCUUUAGAACCACUGUACAAAUUCGAACUUCUUGGGACGUUGAUAUCUAUUGCAGUAUACAAUGGGCUUACUCUCCCAAUCAAUUUCCCGGUUGCUUUCUAUCGGAAGCUAUUGGGGCUGAAGGUGAAACACUUGGACCACAUCAAAGACGGAUGGCCGGAACUCGUCCAGGGUCUUGAGGUUCUUCUAAAGUGGUCAGAUGGCGAUGUCGGUGAUAUAUUCUUGCGAACUUAUGAGAUCAGCUUUGAAUCUUUUGGCCAAAUUAAAACAGUCGAUAUGCAGAGAGUGCGUCGUGAUGCAGUGUGGCCUGUUCACGAGUCCUUGCCACUCCAGUCACCCGCACCUUCCGAGGAAGCAGCCCUGGUGACUAACCAGAACCGACAUCAAUUUGUCAAAGACUACAUCUUCUGGUUGACGGACAAGUCAAUUCGUUCCCAAUUUGAAGCCUUCGUCCGGGGCUUCCAUACUUGUCUUGACCGCUCAGCCUUGUCUAUUUUUACUCCAGAGGCUUUGAAGACGGUCGUCGAGGGUAUCCAAGAGAUCGAUAUAAAAGAGCUCGAGAAUCAUGUGCGGUAUGAGGGCGGAUUUGGGCCCAGUCACCGCGUCAUUCGCGACUUCUGGCAUGUUGUCAAGCAAUACCCAGCCGAGAAGAAGGCGCGACUCCUUGAAUUCGUCACUGCGAGUGACCGAAUCCCAGUCAACGGUAUAUCAAGUAUCAUGUUUGUGAUUCAGAAAAACGGUGUCGGAGAUUUGCGUCUUCCAACGAGCUUGACAUGUUUCGGUCGUCUGCUGCUGCCAGAAUAUUCUUCUCAAGAAGCAUUGAUCGAGAAGUUAGAUAAGGCACUUGAAAAUGCUCAAGGUUUCGGUGUUGCCUGA
Messenger RNA from Penicillium taxi, 3939 nucleotides. Its product is annotated as HECT domain protein. The record is from RefSeq and is a predicted model, not a curated record. The transcript is spliced from 3 exons. Bases 1 to 3939 code for a protein of 1312 amino acids. Lineage: Eukaryota; Fungi; Ascomycota; Eurotiomycetes; Eurotiales; Aspergillaceae. Gene Ontology annotation, molecular function: ubiquitin-protein transferase activity.